AGAGAGAAAGAGAGAGAGAGAGAGAGAAUGCGGGACUCUUGGAAAAAGACGCAUCUACACUCGGGUCCAUCACCGAGACAUCCAUCCCGAACACAGGCUCCACAGGAUUACGCCAAAUUGAUGAUGAUGUCGGAAUCUCCAUUUUUAGCCCGCCAAGAGAGGCUCUGAUUUUUUAUUUUAGUUUUAUGAGGGAAAAAAUAGGAUGAGAAACUCGCUCUGAGAAGCACACAUAACUUACGUGAAGGAAUCCGACGGCUUGGCACGUUGCUCCACUGCGGGAAAAAAAAGAGGAAAAAGGCAGCUGGAUCUAAAGGUAAGAAAAAGAUCCAGUGGCUUCAUCCCAAAGACUUUAUUUUUUUUUUUUAAUUUUCAACCCUCUUCUGUGAGGGAUGUGAGUUAAUUUCCCUCAUCGUCCGGAGAGCUGAGCAGUGUUGUUUUUUUUUCUCCUUUUGUGCGGUGCUGCAUUGCAGUUUCUAACUGUGAAAAACGCGAGAAAAGCCGCUGUCCCGAAUGUGACUGGAAUAAAAAGAACUUACAAAUGGCAUUAUGAACUGACAAGCGUGCUGGGGUGACAGCGGGAUAGCUCUUACGGGAAAGAAAGAGUGAAGUGGAUUAAUCAAAGGCUGAUGAAUUAGUUGUUUCCUUUUUUUACGCAGCAGGAUGGAUUUUUUGAUAUCUUUGUGGCGUGAACAGCCCAGCAAGAAAUUAUUAUUAUAGUAGAAGUUGCGAAAAAGAGAAUAAGAGGGGGGAUAAAAGAAAGGAGCCCUGCACCGCUGAAGUGAAGUACAGAGAGAGUGCGGAAGCUUUUCCCCGGACCUCAGGCGGCAGUCCGCAGAGAGCGAUAGGGAGAAGGUAAGAAAGGAUAAAUCAAACACCCACGCUGUGAGCUACACCACACCACAAAACACCAAUAAAGCAAAGACAAGCCUCAGCUCAGAGGCAGACAGCGGGGAAAGGAGAGAGGCGAGAGAAGGAAGGAGCCAUGCAGAGGCUUGGUGCAGUGCACUCCUCCGCGGCGCAGGCUCUCAGCCUCGUGGUCUUAGUGCUGCAGCUGCUGACUCAGCUACCGGGUGCCGACUCAGCUCUCCGGUACCGGGUGGCGGAGGAGGGCCCACCUGACGUCAAGAUCGGCAACGUGGCUGCAGACCUGGGCCUCACGGCCGGUACAGGCAGCGGGGACGUCACCUUCGCCCUGGAGAGUGGCUCAGAGUUCUUCAAGAUUGACAAUGUGACAGGUGAGCUGACGACAGGACCAAGGCGCAUCGACAGAGAGAAGCUCCCACAGUGCCAGAUGAUUUUUGAUGAAAAUGAGUGUUUCUUGGACUUUGAGGUGUCCGUGAUCGGGCCGCUGCAGAGCUGGGUGGACCUGUUUGAGGGGCGUGUGGUCAUAACAGACAUCAAUGACAACACACCUUCCUUUCCCUCACCUGUGCUCCAGCUAUCAGUUGAGGAGAAUCGGCCAAUUGGAACUCUUUACCUUCUGCCCACUGCUACAGACAGGGAUUUUGGGCGAAAUGGUAUUGACCGCUAUGAGCUGAUCCAAGAUGGUGCGGCUGGAUCAAGUGCAACAAGACGCACAGGAGGAGGAAGCACCAUUGCUAGAGUGGAUGGGCUUGGGGAUCGGAGGGGCAGAAGUGGAGAUAAUGGAGGAGGACCCAGGAGCACUGUGUUUGAGCUACAAGUUGCAGAUAUACCAGAUGGCGAGAAACAGCCACAGCUCAUUGUGAAAGGCACAUUGGAUCGUGAGCAAAAGGACUCAUAUGAGCUUGUCCUCAGGGUUCGAGAUGGAGGGAACCCACCCCGUUCCUCCCAAGCCCUGCUCCGUGUUUCCAUCACUGAUGUCAACGACAACAGCCCACAGUUUGAGAGGUCCACAUAUGAGGCAGAAAUGGCCGAAAACGCUCCUCCAGGCACACCUGUCCUUCAGGUCAGAGCUUCAGACCGUGACAUUGGAGUCAAUGGGCAGGUGGAGUAUGUCUUCGGAGCUGCCACUGAAUCCGUCAGGCGACUCCUGCGGCUGGAUGAAGCAACCGGAUGGCUGAGUGUCCUUCACAGGAUUGACAGGGAAGAUGUGGCUCAACUGAGGUUCACAGUAACGGCCAGAGAUCGGGGUCAGCCACCACGCACUGACCGCACCACGGUCAUUUUGGCUGUCAGGGAUGAAAACGACAAUGUCCCAGUGGUAGAGAUCCGGAAGAUUGGACGGAUCCCUGUUCGGGAUGGAGCAGCUUUAGUGCCGGAAAACGUUCUGGUGGACACGCCAGUCGCUCUGGUGCAGGUGUCAGACCGAGACCAAGGAGAAAAUGGGGCUGUGACGUGCACAGUUGUAGGAGACGUCCCAUUCACACUGAAGCCAGCUGGUGAAACAGCGCUCCCACCCCUACCUGCAGAUGAAGCCUUUGACAGGAAUAAGAAAAAAUACUUCUUACAUACUUCAGCCUUGUUGGACUACGAGGCCACCAAAGAGUACAGUGUUACCAUUGUGGCAGUAGAUUCUGGCAGCCCCAGUCUGUCCAGCAACAGCUCACUGAUGGUAAGAGUGGUAGAUAUCAAUGACCAUGCUCCAGCCUUUGCCCAGAGCGUCGUUGAGGUCCACUUUGCUGAGAACAACUCUCCUGGUGAAAGGGUGGUCACUGUGGUGGCAACAGAUGCAGACAGUGGCAAGAAUGCGGAGAUUGCAUACUCCCUGGACCCUGCUGGCAACGGGCCAUUUUACAUAGAUGCAGAUAAUGGAGAUAUCCGUGCCACUGGGGUUCUGGACCGUGAGCAGCGAGAAAGGUAUGAACUCCGGGUUAUCGCCAAGGACAAGGGUACGCCCUCUCUACAAGGCUCUGCAACUGUUGUCAUUCAGGUGACCGAUCGAAAUGACAAUGCACCAAAGUUUGUUCAGGAAAUCUUUACAUUCUACGUGAAAGAGAACCUGCUUGCCAACAGCCCAGUUGGCAUGGUCACCGUGACUGAUGCUGACGAAGGCGAGAACGCAGAACUUAGUCUGUUUGUUGAGAUGGAUGGAACUGAUGAGAAGAAGAUGGGAGGGAACACGGAAGGCGAAGGUGGUGAGAAAGAGCAAGAAGAGGUGUUUUCCAUCGAGAACAACACAGGAACUAUCUUCUCUUCUGCAUCGUUUGACCGUGAAAAGCUUUCCACCUACACCUUCCGUGUCCGGGCCGUUGACGGAGGGGAGCCUCGUAAAACUGCCACUGCCACCAUUUCGCUCUUUGUGACUGACGAAAAUGACAAUGCCCCCUCCGUCACCUCUCCAGCCAAUGAGUCCUACACCCUCCUUCCGCCUGCAAGCAGUGCCCGCACCAUCGUCAGGACUGUAACAGCCAUAGACUCAGACACUGGCCCAAAUGCAGACCUUCGCUAUGCUCUAGUGGGAGGAAAUCCCUUCAGACUGUUUGAAAUUGGCCACACCAACGGAGUGAUCACUCUGGCAGAACCUCUGGAGCGGCGCCACAGAGGUCUGCAUCGCCUGGUUGUCCGGGUCAAUGAUAGUGGGGCCCCCUCUCUCUGUGCCACUGCCCUGGUCCAUGUCUUCAUCAACGAGAGCUUGGCCAACGCCACUCUAGUGGAUGCACAGGUGGCCCGAAGUCUGAUGGCUCCGCUGUCACUGGACAUUGCAGGGGACCCAGACAGCGAGCGCGCAUUAGGGAAACAGCGCCUCAGUGUAGCUAUUGGUGUCCUGGCGGGAGCUGCAGCGGUCAUCCUGGUUAUCCUCCUUGUAGUCACAGCUCGGCAAUGCGGUGCUCAAGGCAAAAAUGGCUACGAGGCCGGUAAGAAGGAGCCAGAAGAGGACUUCUUCAGUCCUCCGGGGGCUCAACCGCAGGCCGGCCGCAGCAGGGGGUCAGACCGUGGACGCAAACCACGGCGGGACAAGCGCAAUGGAAGUGGCGGUGGUGCAGCUGCAGGAGGAGGGAAGGCGGACAGAUCGCUCUACAGCGGUAUUGUCACGGUCAACGGGCUGCGGCGCCACGCCAAUGACGACGAUGAGGAGGAUUUGAGCAGCGCUAGUGAGCGCCUGGCAGCCCGCUACUGUGCAAUGGACGGUGACCCCGGCAGCCCGCGGAUGGGUGGCGGCAGGAGGCACCAGUCAAGCCCAGAUCUGGCCAGGCACUACAAAUCCAGUUCACCUCUCCCGGCAGUGAAUCUACAGCCCCACUCCCCUCCAGCUGAGGGAAAGAAGCACCAAGCAGUCCAGGACCUGCCUCCCUCCAACACCUUUGUGGGCAGCGGGGGUUGUGUGGGGAGUGCCGGCUCCAGCAGCAGCAGCAGCGGGGGCAGUGGCAAUGCAGAUGCCAUGUCCCUAGGAUCUGACCAGUGCUCAGAGUAUGGGUGCCAGACUGGGAACAAGUACAGCAAACAGGGGACCCUUCGCCGGGUGACCUUCUCGGUGGUGAGCCAGCCCCAGGAUGGCGGUUGCUAUGACAGUGGCCUGGAGGACUCAGAGACGCCGAGCAGCAAGAGUUCAUCAGGGCCGCGGCUGGGUGCCCUGCCGCUGCCCGAAGAAGGCUACGAACGGACCACACCGGAGGGCAGUGUAGGAGAGGAGGAGCACGUGGAGAAUGACGCCAGACAGCUGCCAGACGUGGCUUUGACAGGAAAGUGUACCAGAGAGUGCGAUGAGUUCGGCCACUCUGACACUUGCUGGAUGCCCGUCCGCCCCUCACCUCGCCAGCGUCAGCGCCACGGCAGCGAUCCCCCACGGCUCUCCACCUUUGCCCCCGGAGACGAUAAUAACAAUCUCCGUGGCAACGACCAUGAGAGUGACAGCGAGAGUGCUGGCAGUGCGGGGAGCUCAGAACCCGGGGUGGUCGUCGGUGGUGAAGGUCAGAGAUUACCCUUAGCCAACGGAGAUCCUCUCGGCACCCUGGGCAGUGGAGACCGCAACAGGAACAUGGGCGAUCACAACCGGAACCUCCUGAACCGCAAGAUGACUUCGGCAUCCUAUGACACGUUUAGCAGCGCUGGCUUCGGGAGGCGCCAGCAGGAGGAGGAAGGAGGAGAAGGCCAGAACCCUCCAGAGGUCAUACCACUGACGCGGACAGGAGGGGACUACAAGACCACGUCCUGCCUCACGUUGUCACGCCGAGAGGUCUACCUGUGACGGCCUCGCAACAGAGAAGUCAUCCCCACGCCGCUCCCUUCUCUGAAAAUCAGGGAGGGCUAAGACUUUACUGGAAAGUCGUCAGUUUGGAAGGCCUUUUAAUAUACCCACGAAGAUGUGAAUAUGUCAGAAAAGAUGUUUUCCAAAAUAUCAAAUUGGAACUUUUGGAUUCUGACUAUUAUUUAUAGGCACCUAAGCAAGGGGCGGAUCGACUGUUCGGAGAGCCCUGACCAGGAGUACUUUCUAAAAUAAAGAAGUCUUUUUUAACUACUAGCAGAAGUUACCCACAGGCAAAUAUCCUAUUAUGUCCAUGUGGAGGAGGACAACUUCAUCUCUUCUUCUUUUUACCUGAAUCCAAUGCAUGCCUGACCCCCCUGCCAUGGAGGGAUCUGAGUGAAGAAGAGAGAGACUGAGUAAAUCCUGAUGCUAUAAAUGCCUCGGUGCAUGUUAAAACUUUCACCGAGGCUCCAGCAGGCAAGAUUUGGACUCAACUGGUGAAACAUCUGCUGAAAAAAUAACCCCACAGAGGUCUUAUCCGGUCGAAAAUAGAUGAAAAGAAGUUAACGGGUCUUUGAUUGAGUUCUUUGGAUCUAAUUCAAACCAAUCAAACUUUGUAAUGCCUAAUCGACUCUAUCGUAACACAAGACGGGGAUAUUAACCGAUCAGAUCCCGUGAGAAUCUUAACAAGUCGUGAACAGAGUAUCAAAGUACUGACAAAAGUGCGGCCACUGUACAGUUACACGGUAGAAAAAAAUGUGCUGAUCUCUAAAAUCAGGUAUCUUUGAAAACAAGAACAAACUGCAACAAUGUGAAUACACUUUUGUUUUUUUGUUUUUUUACAGUAAUCAACUGUAAUUCAGAACGCAAGGUUCUCAUAGAGUGUCCGUAGUGCCACAGAAUUCCGGUGUGUGUGAAAAUACGUGUUUAUUAUUUUUGCCUUCACACCCAGUCUGUAUGUAUAUAUCGUAUGUGUGUAUUUGCCGAGACGGCGGCGUUAUCUCGCCACUGCCGUUUUAAUGUAGACUGAGGUGCUGAGUUCACCACAGUAUCCUAACAGUGUUCAUGUAUCAUAAAUGUUCUUUCGCACACACACACACACACACACACACACACACACAUACUCACAUGCACGCACAGACUUAAGCAUGUAAACACAAACUCAUACAGUGCAUUUACAGAAUGUGAACAUGCGUAGAGCCACACUUUAUGACAUGAUGCGGUGGCCGUGUAACAUAACGUAUAUAAUAACUUGCAUUAACUUUCAUACACACAAACACACACACACACAUACAGCAAAAGUAAAGACACAAAACCAUGUUAAGAUGUGCGCAAUCCAUAUGCACUAUGUGUGUAUGUGUUCUUAAUCAUCAUUUUUUAACAUAUUGCCUCUCAUUGAACUAGCUGUAGCAUUUUGCCUGCUCCCCCUUCAGCCAGUAUUUAAACAUGAAAUGUAUUUAAAUAAUAAUUACUCAUUUCUCUGACUGAUGGCUCCAUUAAAGAGAAUUUCAGACAUUUCAUCUAUGUAAUGAUAGACAAUGUGGGAUUAUGGGAUGUUCUGCAUACUGUAAGUAUAGAAAAACCAAAUUUCUGUAAGAAAAAAACUGCAUGAACGAAAGAUAAUGCUAACUUUUUGUCUUUUUUAAAACCACACGCCUUUUUUGGAUACCACGCCUAUUUGGAUAAAUCUGUAUUAUAUGUGUGUGCGUAAGGGGAGAUGGAGAUAAUGACGGCAGCAAGGGAGUCAGUGGAUUUAAUUGUUCCUUCUUUAUUGUGGAGCAAGUUUUUGGGGGGUUAACCUUGGGCCUUUUUCUCUCCCGAGUUGGCACGAAAGGGUGCCACAGGCUGUAACAAAAAAAAAGAACACAAUGUAGUGGGAGCGCAGAGUUUUGCUGCAACCCCCCGUUUUCACCGCGCAGUGCCGACCUGAACACGCCCAUGCUGCUGUGCUGAACUGCGCAGAUAACAGACUCCUUCACAUUUGUCCUUCCCAGCAGCUACCGCACGACUCCAGACACACUCUGCUGCACUGGGCUGAAGAGUGGGUGUGGAUCGAGGCCAGCACAUCUUAAUUCCCAUCAUCAGUGUGUGGUUCAGUGGUGUGAUAGGGAUAAUAGGGUUAGGUCGUCCCUGUGGUCUUAAUGAGUUUCCUUUCUCCUCUCUUCUCCUCCCUUGAUCUGCACUGAUCUCAUUAAUGUCUGGAUUGGCGAAUGUAACACUGCUGGAAAUUGCCAGUAAGUGUGUCUCUUCAUUUUUUUUUGGCUUGUUUUGGACGAGAUGAGGCGAGGGAGGCAUGCUUGUUAAAGGCAAUUCUAGUUCCUCGAUUCUGGUAGAAUGAAGAGCAACACUCAGGUAAGAUGUGCGACAAAACUUGUUGACUUGUGGUGUUUUGGCCACACACAAACCCCACACACUGUUGCUGCUUGACUGUCCCCUCGCUGGAAGGUAACUCAAGGUGAGAACACGGUAGAGUCCUGUGCUUUCAUUUUUACAAUAGCUAUCAUCUGGAGAAAUGGGUGUGCUCCAUGUGUGUGAUUCCGCUUUGUAUACCUGUAUAUACCUUCAACUUUACAAUUCUGACUGACUCCCUCUAGCUUGUUUUAGGCCACUGAUGUACUUACUCCCUUAAGCCUUCAUUACCCCCAAAUCCCCAACAUGGCUGUUUACUGAGCUCUGUUAUUGAUGGACUGUGCUGUGGACGUAACCAAACGCAUGGAGUUAAUCUGUUCAUGGAUGGUUAAAAAGGGAUUGGUGAAAACAAUCACUUAAAGACACAAGGACACAAGCUCUUUCUCUGGGAGAAAGACUAGCGUGUCUCAAUCCCUUUGGACACCGGACAGGUCUUGAAGUUAUGGAAUGAGACUCUUGACACAGCCCUGCCUCUUCAAAGUGGCAGAUGUUUUCUUCAAACUGCUGUUUUAUGGCAGCAUCAUCAUGGCACCUUUCAAACCCUCCCGUCCAGAUUUAAAAGGAACUCGCUGUACAUGAAUCUGUGUGGGUGUGUAUCUUUUUUUAUACUGCACGUUUAAAAAACCUGAAUAUCUUUCAGUCUACUGCAAAACAGAGAGGGGAGACAGACAGAGACGAGCGUUGACCAUCACCCACUAAUCGAGACAUUUUUAAGACACUUGAGUGCACAUCAUGUACCUGUCAUCCCCCUCGUGCUGUUACCCCCCUUAUAGCCAUGUACAGAUAAAACUACACUGUAGAACAGACAACUGGAAACUGUAACAGACAAUGGCAUGCCUAAGGUCUUCGAAUCUGCACUAGAGAAAAAAAAGAAAAAAAAACGGUUAUUUUUUAUUUUCCUCUUCUUUGUUUUCUUUUCUUACGGGGGCUGGCUCUGUUUUUUUGCUGCUCCCUUCCUGUAAUUACAUAAUGAACUAAUUGCAUUUGCUAUGACGAGGAAGAGGAGGAGCU
Messenger RNA from Plectropomus leopardus (leopard coralgrouper), 8524 nucleotides. It is a transcript of the gene pcdh7a, whose product is annotated as protocadherin 7a. Lineage: Eukaryota; Metazoa; Chordata; Actinopteri; Perciformes; Serranidae. Gene Ontology annotation, molecular function: calcium ion binding. Gene Ontology annotation, cellular component: plasma membrane. Gene Ontology annotation, biological process: homophilic cell-cell adhesion. The record is from RefSeq and is a predicted model, not a curated record.